This is a messenger RNA of Thrips palmi, 2816 nucleotides long. It is a transcript of the gene PPP4R2r, whose product is annotated as serine/threonine-protein phosphatase 4 regulatory subunit 2. The transcript has 2 exons. The record is from RefSeq and is a predicted model, not a curated record. Lineage: Eukaryota; Metazoa; Arthropoda; Insecta; Thysanoptera; Thripidae. The coding region runs from base 146 to 1867 and encodes 573 amino acids. Gene Ontology annotation, cellular component: protein phosphatase 4 complex; nucleus; cytoplasm. Gene Ontology annotation, biological process: protein dephosphorylation. Gene Ontology annotation, molecular function: protein phosphatase regulator activity.
ACUGACGCCUACCCAAGCCUGUUCAUGACCGCCAUGUUGGUGCUUCAAACCCACAGCGGCGGUGUGUUGAUGUAUCACAUUCCGUGUUUGUGUGCCAAGUUUUGUGCGUUUUUCUGAGUCUGCUUCGCACCCCGCCGCUGCCAAAAUGGAUAAUCCCGAAGAAGUGUUGCACAGUCUCGACGAAUUCGCCAAACUCAAGCCCAAAAGUAUUCCCCGCGAGCUGGAAGACUACUUGAUGUACGUUGCGCGGACGGGUGACCCCGUGUACCAGUGGGCCACGGUCAAGAUUCUUUUUCGGGAGAAGCUCCUCAAUGUUAUCACCGAGUUCUACGAGACGACGCCGACCCUGGACGUGGCGCCGUCGCCGAACGUGGACCCCUUCAACUACGAGACCAUGAAGACAGUCCUGCUGGAGAGGCUAGAGGCCUUCUCCAACGCGCCCUUCACCGUGCAGAGGCUAUGUGAGCUUUUGACAACUCCCAGGAAAGAGUACAACCGACCGGACAAGUUCAUGAGGGCCAUCGAAAAGAACAUCCUCGUCGUCAGCACACGCGGGCCUGGGGGUGCUUGCAGGCCAGACAGCGCUCUCUCUGAACCCAUCCCCAACGGAGUCUCCGAACCAUCAGAAGCUGCGAGCAACCAGUCAAGCAGCAGCAACAGUGCAGCUAAUAAUGAAGAAACAAGUGAGGAGUCGUCUAGUGAAGCUUCACCUAAAGAAACAGAAGAAAAUCAUGUGGUAGCAGAAUCAAAUGCCGAAUCAAGUGCUGGGUCAAGCACGGAAUCAAGUGCCGAAUCUAGCGCUGAAUCGAGUACUGAAUCAAGCACUGUUAUGGAGUCAAACGAUGUUGAGACUGAUCAGGCGGAGUCAAGUGUUACUGUUAGUGAAGAAGCUAUUAAAGAUGAGGAGGCAGCUAGUGAAAGUGUUGUUAAGGAGAGUGAUGAAAGCCCAGAAGCAACAGAUUCAAGUGAUAGUGUGACAUAUGGUGAUGUAAACAGUGCUGGUGAGAUACCAGAGGCAGUAAAUGUAACUUCAACAGAGUGUGUUUCUAAUGCUGAAGUUAAAGACAUCCCAGAGCAGCCAGAAAUAUGUGAGGCUGAGACAAGUGCAGUUGAAAGUGUUCCUUUAUCAUCAUCUUCCGAAGUAAGUAGCGUUGGCGAUGAAGUACUAAAAGCAGACCCGGCUGAAGCACAAUCGAAGGCAGAUAAGGAAGAUGCAGUGAGUGGAAGUAAGGAGGUCGAAAGUGUGUCUAGCGAUACUCCUGCAAAUGAAGAUGAAGUUACUAGUGAAGCCACUUCUGAACCCUCAGUAUCAUCUGAAGACGUUUCACAAGUCACUGAAAGCACCCAAAGUAUUUGUCCAAAAGAGGUGCCUUCAGACUCUGAACCGGAUGUCAGCUCAGCGCAGCAAGACCAAGCUGCUGACUCGACAGCUUCAGAUUCUGCCCAAGUGGCAGAAAUCCCUACCUCGGAGGCAGUGUCUUCAAAUUCCUCUGAUGACUCAUCGGAAGCAGUUGACUCUAAAUUAAGUGAAGAUGAUCAACCAGACACUUCAAAUGUUGUGGUUGAUACACCAGCAGAUGUUCUUAAAGGCUCAGAAGCGGCCCCCGUUGUAGAAAAAAGCGAAAGUGAGGUGAAAGAAAGUACAGAGGCUGCCAAGGCUGACGUGGACACAAACAUCACCAGCACGGAGGGUGUUGCAGGACCUGAAGAAGCUAUGGACGUAGAUGAAAGUAGCAACCAGCCCUCUGAAGCUUCUGCUGGGGACAGUGAGGCAAUGGAGGUGGCAGAAGAUGAGGAGGCUAUGGAGGUCUGUGAAGACAGUGCAUUAGAAGCAAUGACAACAAGUCCUGAAGAGACUGCUCAGUGAUUAAACCCACCUUAAGAAGUUACCUCAACAUUACAUCUUAGGUCAAGAAACGAAGGAAUCUUCCAUACCAUCUCGUUAAAUUUAAUAAGAUUCCAUUUUCAAACAGUUAGUAGCAAUUCCUUUGCUUCUGUCCUUAGAACUUUCUUUGUGUAAUGGAAUGAAUGUGUAUAUAGUGUGACAUUUCAUGUGUGUAAUUUUAAAGUCUUUCUGUUGUAUGAUAUGCUAAAUGAUAGUAAUGUUAAUAUUUUCUGCAUUGUUGCUUUGUUCAUGUCACAGCAGUGUUAGUUCCAUUCUGUCACAUUGUGCCCUUACUGUGUAUUAGACUCGUCAUUUUCCACAUAUUGACAGAGUAUUUUUUUCCUAAAACUGAAGACUUGAAGGAUAACUUCAUUAUAUUAUUUCUUUUUAUCAUCACAUUUGAAUAUUCCAUGAUAUGGUUAGAAUCCAUCAUCAAAUUUGGUGCUUUUUUUUUUCUUUUUUUUUUAAAUUGACCUGUGUCUAUCUAGUUACGAGGGUAGUCUGACUAUCUUGAUAUUCUUUUGCUUUUUUUACUGUUAUUUGUCUAAAGAUUUCUUUGUAGUUUAGUAAAAUGGUUAUGUUUGGUUGUUCCUUCAGCCCCUGAAUGCUAAAUUAUUUAUUCUGACAGCUCUUUGAAGUGCUUUCAUUAAGUUGUACUCGUUUUCCUUUGUUUUAAAUUUAAACUGGAAAAUGUGCAGUCACUGAAUUAUGGUGAUGUUGCAUGUGGCUUAAUGUCAGGUAGUUUCUGCUCAAGAUCUUUUGUAAAUUUUACUUAUAGACUUGCUGACUGCAUUAUUACGUUAUCCUGGGGAAUUCUAUCUAAAGCAUAUUGAGACAAAUUUAAUAUAUUAUUUACGUAGGUGUGGAUCAUGUCAUGUGAUACAACUCUCUGCUGAGUGUGAAUGAGUCUAAUAAAAUUAUGAUCUUCCAA